Messenger RNA from Brettanomyces nanus, 1032 nucleotides. RefSeq lists its product as uncharacterized. NCBI's taxonomy places the organism in Eukaryota, Fungi, Ascomycota, Pichiomycetes, Pichiales, Pichiaceae. The transcript has a single exon. Gene Ontology annotation, biological process: C-terminal protein methylation. Gene Ontology annotation, molecular function: protein C-terminal leucine carboxyl O-methyltransferase activity. Bases 1 to 1032 code for a protein of 343 amino acids. The record is from RefSeq and is a predicted model, not a curated record.
AUGCACUAUAAGCUUAUGUCAAUUGAGUCCGAGUUUCGACGCUUAGCAGUAUCUCGAAACUUGCGUAAAACCUUUUUCAACUUGGUGGAUUAUAAAGCAUCAGAUAAUGGCAAUAAUAUUCCUCGAUUUGGCACCCCUCAUGUUCCUGUGGGUGCUUUAAAAAGUCCAGUCAUUAAUAGAGGUACCUGGUUACGAACAUCGUCUAUUAGUAUGAUCAUCGAUGAUUUUAUGAAACAAAAUGAAGGUGAGAAUGUUCAAAUAUUAUCUCUUGGUGCUGGAAAUGAUACGAGGGCUUUUGAAUUGCUCCCCAAGUAUCAUAAAACUCUCCAAUACUUCGAGUUGGAUUUUCCGGAUAGCUGUAAAGUGAAGAAGUUCACAAUUCUUACAGACAAACGUCUCUAUGCUAAGUUGUUUGUGGAAGCUUCUGCGAAUGCUAGUCAACUUCCCACUGACUAUCUCAGUUUCAGUAGUUCUGAUGGCAAGUUAGAUUCCAAUUGCUAUCAUCUAAUACCUUCUGAUUUGAGAAAAUUGCGUAAAGAGAUGAUCCCAGCCAACUUUGACUGGACGAAAAAGACUCUUGUACUCAGUGAAUGUUGUAUAUGUUAUAUGGGUACAGAAGAAUCGAAUCAACUGCUUGAAUAUCUGAGAAAAUGGUUGAUAAGUGGCCUUUUCGUUGUAUACGAGCCCAUGGGAGGACAAGAAACACAGGACAGCCGAUAUGGUGAAGUGAUGGUGAGAAAUUUGAAGACCAGAGGAAUCGAGAUGCCAAACUUGAUGGUCUAUAAUACAAUUGAGAAACAGGAGGCCCGUUUUAAAGGGUUUGGUAUCGAUUUAAAGGACUUGGUUGUAUGCGAUCUGAAGUUUAUCUAUUAUAACUGGAUCGUUAGAAACUCGAUCAUGCGGAUUUCACAGUUAGAGAUGUUAGACGAAAUAGAGGAGUUGAAUCUAAUCAAUUCGCACUACACAUUGAUCGUAGCAUCAUGGGGAAAUGCGUUUAAUUGUAAAUUAAGGAGACAAUUACAGCAGCAUUAG